Phycodurus eques (leafy seadragon) is the source of this 3061-nucleotide messenger RNA. RefSeq names its product G protein-coupled receptor kinase interacting ArfGAP 2a (gene git2a). The coding region runs from base 292 to 2706 and encodes 804 amino acids. The record is from RefSeq and is a predicted model, not a curated record. Gene Ontology annotation, biological process: regulation of ARF protein signal transduction; brain development. Gene Ontology annotation, molecular function: GTPase activator activity; protein binding. NCBI's taxonomy places the organism in Eukaryota, Metazoa, Chordata, Actinopteri, Syngnathiformes, Syngnathidae. The transcript has 21 exons.
UUGCGGCUGUCUGUCUACCACAGACCGCAGCGCGUCCCAUUAAGCGGGCGUAGCGUUGUCGACUAGCCAGCUGCUAAGUCAGCUAACUUUUAAGGCAAUAACCAUUCAAGCACUGCAGCCGAAUGGCGUUAUAAUGCUUUUCAAAACAGCCUCUGUUGGACGUAGCGUCUCGGCGUUCGGGGUCGCCUUUAAUUGGCUAGCUUUUAGCUAACGCGGAAGGCAUCCCCAGGGAGUCAUCAAUGACCAGCAGAACACUGAGCUAAUUUCUGCAAGCAUUUCCCACCGUCAAGGAUGUCCAAACGCACGAGGAACACGGAGGUGUGCGCAGACUGUUGCGUCCCAGAACCCCGCUGGGCCUCAGUGAACAGGGGCGUGUUGAUUUGUGAUGAGUGCUGCAGUGUUCAUCGAAGUCUGGGUAGACACAGCUCACAAGUUCGCCACUUGACGCACACGCCUUGGCCUCCUACACAGCUACAAAUGGUUCAGAUGUUGUACAGCAACGGUGCUAAUUCAAUUUGGGAGCACUCCCUUCUGGACCCAGCAUCUGUGAUGACUGGAAAACGCAAGGCCAACCCCCAGGACAAAUUGCACCCCAACAAAUCAGAAUUCAUCAAAGCCAAAUAUCAAAUGUUGGCGUUUGUCCACCGCAUGCCUUGUCGGGAGGAUGACAGCUCGACAGCCAAAGAUCUGAGUAAGCAACUGCAUUCAAGUGUUCGCACUGGGAAUCUUGAGACCUGUUUGCGGUUGCUCUCUCUUGGAGCUCAAGCAAACUUUUUUCACCCUGAAAAAGGAAACACUCCCUUGCAUGUGGCAGCUAAGGCAGGACAAGUCUCUCAGGCUGAACUGUUAACUGUUUACGGCGCAGAUCCUGGAGCCCCUGAUAGCAACGGCAAAACUCCCAUUGACUACGCAAGGGAGGCGGGCCACCACGACCUGGCAGAUAGACUGGUGGAGAUUCAGUAUGAGCUGACCGAUCGGCUGGCGUUCUACCUCUGUGGGCGAAAACCAGAUCACAAAAAUGGGCAGCACUUCAUUGUUCCUCAAAUGGCUGACAGCAGUUUAGAUUUAUCGGAACUGGCCAAGGCAGCAAAGAAGAAGCUGCAGUCACUAAGUAAUCAUUUGUUCGAGGAGCUGGCCAUGGACGUGUAUGAUGAGGUGGACAGGCGAGAAACUGAUGCAGUGUGGCUAGCAACACAGAAUCACAGUGCGCUCGUGACGGAGACAACUGUGGUGCCAUUCCUUCCUGUCAAUCCAGAGUAUUCAUCCACAAGAAACCAGGGACGCCAGAAACUUGCCAGAUUCAACGCACAUGAAUUUGCAACUCUUGUGAUAGACAUAUUAAGUGAUGCAAAGCGGAGACAACAAGGGAAUUCAGCAGCCAGCCCCAAAGAUAAUGUGGAACUUCUCCUGAAGAAUAUGUCUGCCAGGCCAUGCAGCGACAGCCAGGAUAACGACCAGCCCGACUAUGAUAGCGUAGCGUCUGAUGAGGAUACAGACCAAGAGCUCCCUUCAAGUAAAGGAGAUCGAACGAAGAGCCUGGAUUCUGACCUCUCCGACGGCCCAAUCACCAUGCAGGAGUACCUUGAGGUGAAGAACGCGCUCUCGGCCUCCGAGGCCAAAAUCCAGCAUCUCCUGAAAGCCAACAGCAACCUGAGCGACGAGCUGCGACUGAUGCAGAAAAAGCUGCAAUCUCUGCAAAGUGAGAACACCUCUCUUAGGCGGCAGGUCACAGCCAAUAUCUAUCAGAUCCCCAGCACGUCAGACUAUCCCGACCCCUCCGGUCCUUCAGCCCUGAAACGCCGGCAAUCUGCUCGGGCAAGUCGGCCCAUGUCUAUGUACGAGACCGGCUCGGGCCUGAAGCCCUAUCUCCCUAAAGGGGAAAGUCCUUACCCAGAGGAGGCUAUUCCCACCCUGCAUCCCUUCCCACCUCAUAAGGAAAAGGGGGCUUUUGUGACCACCUCUUCAUCCCUCCCCUCAUUUCCGUCCAACCUGUCCUGGUCCAAGGAUGAAAGUAAUCUAAAGGCCUCCAAGUUAGAGAAGCAGAGCAGCAUGCCUGAAAGCGACUAUGACAACACAGUCAAUGACUCUGAGGUGGACGAUUCAGGUUUGUGCAGGAGAGGGAGGCUGAGGAGCAGUGGCCGACUGGGGGAGGGCAGCUCCAUCCCUGAGCUGGAUGACGCGGCGGCGGAGUCGGACCCGACACUUCCCAGCACCGAGGACGUCAUCCGCAAAACCGAGCAGAUCACCAAGAAUAUUCAGGAGCUCCUGCGAGCAGCUCAGGAUAACAAACAUGAGAGACCGUGUGAGCGUGAAGGUGUGCGCCGCCUCAGACACAGUCUGGGAUGUUUCAGCACUCUGGUGCCCUGGGCUGAGAAGCCCCCCGCACCUCUUCAUCCACUCAGCCCGCGAACCCCCGCUCCCUCGUCCUGCUUCAUACCCUGCUCAGAAAGAAUACACGUUGCUGUAACAGAAAUGGCUGCGCUUUUUCCGAAGAGGCCACGCUCGGAGACCGUGAGAAGCUCUCUGCGCUUGUUGACCUCCAGCGCGUGCAGGCUUCAGAGCGAGUGCAGGAAGGCGGUGCCUCCAGAAGGCUGCCCGGGACCGGACAUGCAGCUUGUCACCCAGCAGGUCAUCCAAUGUGCUUACGAUAUUGCCAAGGCAGCCAAGCAGCUUGUCACCAUCACCACGAAGGAGAACACCAACUGACAGCACUUACAGGGCUGCAGCGCCACCUGCAUCUCUGUCCUUGGCUUCUAUUUUUUUUCCUUUCUGUUUUUGUUUUCAUAUUUGUGGUAUAUGCAUGCUUUCAUAUUUUUUAUUAUGUUUUAUAUUUUGGCACAGAUGGAUGGGCGUCUUUACCAACAAAUACUGUUCCUGUAAAAGCACAAUUUUCAAGGUUAAAGGUCAAAGUUCUACAACUCCUUUUUGAAAAGCCAAGAUGAUGAAGCACACUACUAGGAAAUCUAUCCGAUACCACAUCAUUUAAGCUUCCCCUUGUUGAUUGCACAACGCAGUCAUCAUGAUUUAAAGAUGACUACCUUUUUGUCGCUUUUUUUUUUUU